Molecule: messenger RNA, 828 nt
Organism: Meloidogyne enterolobii
Lineage: Eukaryota; Metazoa; Nematoda; Chromadorea; Rhabditida; Meloidogynidae
Source: the annotation of a GenBank genome assembly
AUGAAUAACUUUUGUGAUCCUUCUUCCUAUUUUUCAAUAAUUUAUGGCUCUUUUCUAGUCGCCUUAAAAAGGCUUUCUGACGAACAAAUGAAUCAAAUAGAAAAUUCAUUUUCAAAAAUUUCAAUAACAAAACGACAAAGAAUUGGGAUUUUGGAUACAAUUGGACGUUUUGGCUCCUUGGCAAAAUCUUCAAUAAAAAUUUUUGCGGAAUCUGAAAGGAAAGUUGAUUUGGAUAAAUGGCUAGAAAAAUUAACUAUAGCAAUAAUUAUUGGGAUUGAUAAUGCCGCUGAAUCGCCAAAUUCAAAAUGCCCAGCUGCUGUUGUUAGAAUGGAAAAUUUUCAUGCUUUUUAUUCAAUACUUUCGGAAUUAAAAAUUCCUUGUUUGGAUGCUCGUCGAAAAGAAGUUAGACAAAAAUAUCAAGAAAAUGUUACAAUUUAUGUUAGAGAAAUGCUGGGAAGACCUUUAGAAAAAAUUCAUAAUUUCUUUGAAAGAAUUGAACGUUUAAUGGAAAAUGGAAUAUCUCCACAAGAAAUUAGUUAUGAACAACAAUUUUCUAGAAUAGAAUUAAAACGAGUAACAACAGCUUAUCCAGCAAAAGAAGUUAAAAAAGGAUUGGAAAAUUUAUAUAAAAAAAUUGAGAAACAUUUGAGUAGUAAUGAUUCCUCUUUAUUGCAAGUUGUUUGGAGACAAAUGCAAGAAGAAUUUCUUAAUCAAGUUAAACAUUAUCAACAAUUAAUCUCUAAAUGCUACUUAGGCUCAAAAAUUGAACUUGAAGUUGGAAUUGAGGAUAUAUUACAAUUUUUUAGUGAAAUUGCUCAGAAACAUUAA